This is a messenger RNA of Paramecium octaurelia, 376 nucleotides long. The record is from the annotation of a GenBank genome assembly. NCBI's taxonomy places the organism in Eukaryota, Ciliophora, Oligohymenophorea, Peniculida, Parameciidae.
AAAUGGAAUAACAGUCUUUGACUAGUGAAUCAUGGUCAUCACAUUUUGGAAAUAUCUAUGAUUAAAGAAUACUAAUCUCCAUCUAUUUAUUAUUCCCAAUCAUUUUGAUAUUCUUCUUUCUCAGUCUAAGGUAAUUAAUCAUUUAUGAGAUUUUAGAGAUCUGGAAAGACUUGAGAAUUAAGAGAAAUAUGACAUGACACAUUCUCACUACUAGCCAGAUGUAUAUAAUAAUUUGGUCUCUUAGUGGACUAGAUAAGGAAUUGAAAAUUUGAAAAAUGAUAAACGAUAUGUUUAAUGGUAAUAACAAAAAGAGAGAGAAUUGGAACUAAGAUCAUAAGAAUCAAGCAAAUUAUCAAUUAGAUAAUCAUAAAAAUGA